AUUUGCCCUAGUUGCUGAAGACGGAAGCCGAGCGGGAGCGCUGGCGGCGGCGGCGCGGAGAAUGGGGGACUCCAAAGUGAAAGUGGCCGUGCGGAUCCGGCCCAUGAACCGGCGCGAAUUUGACCUGCAUACCAAAUGUGUGGUGGAUGUUGAUGCAAAUAAAGUUAUUCUUUACCCUGCAAAUACUAAUCUUUCUAAAGGAGAUGUCAGGGGCCAGCCAAAGGUAUUUGCUUAUGAUCAUUGCUUCUGGUCUAUGGAUGAAUCUGUCAAAGAAAAAUAUGCAGGUCAAGAUGCUGUUUUUCAGUGCCUUGGAGAAAAUAUCCUUCAGAAUGCCUUUGAUGGCUACAAUGCAUGUAUCUUUGCCUAUGGACAAACUGGGUCUGGAAAAUCUUAUACAAUGAUGGGCACAGCCGAUCAACCUGGAUUAAUCCCAAGGCUUUGCAGUGGCCUCUUUGAAAGAACUCAGAAAGAGGAGAAUGAAGAACAGAGUUUUAAAGUUGAAGUAUCCUACAUGGAAAUCUAUAAUGAGAAAGUUAGAGACCUCUUGGAUCCCAAAGGAAGCCGUCAAACAUUGAAAGUCAGAGAACACAACGUACUGGGUCCUUAUGUUGAUGGGCUUUCUAAACUGGCUGUCACAAGUUACAAGGAUAUUGAGUCCUUGAUGUCAGAAGGCAAUAAGUCCCGAACAGUUGCUGCAACCAACAUGAAUGAGGAAAGUAGUCGAUCCCAUGCAGUCUUCAAAAUCAUCCUGACCCAUACUUUGUAUGACGUGCAAUCUGGGACAUCAGGAGAGAAGGUGGGCAAACUAAGCCUGGUUGAUUUAGCAGGCAGUGAAAGAGCCACAAAAACAGGAGCUGCCGGGGACCGGCUGAAGGAAGGAAGCAACAUUAACAAGUCCCUCACCACCCUUGGUCUGGUUAUCUCAGCCCUCGCAGAUCAGGGUGCUGGAAGAAACAAGAACAAAUUUGUUCCAUACCGUGACUCUGUCCUUACCUGGCUCUUAAAAGAUAGUCUUGGGGGUAACAGCAAGACGGCCAUGGUGGCCACUGUCAGCCCUGCAGCUGAUAACUACGAUGAGACCCUUUCAACUUUGAGGUACGCUGACAGAGCCAAACACAUUGUGAACCAUGCCAUAGUGAAUGAAGACCCCAAUGCUCGAAUCAUUCGGGAUCUCCGAGAAGAAGUAGAAAAGCUCCGAGAACAGCUCAGCAAAGCAGAGGCCAUGAAAUCACCAGAACUAAAGGAUCGGCUAGAAGAAUCGGAGAAAUUGAUUCAAGAAAUGACUGUAACCUGGGAAGAGAAAUUAAGAAAAACAGAGGAGAUCGCACAGGAACGACAGAAACAGCUAGAGAGUCUUGGAAUAUCUCUUCAGUCUUCAGGAAUCAAAGUUGGGGAUAAUAAAUGUUUUCUUGUGAAUUUGAAUGCUGAUCCUGCCCUCAAUGAGCUCCUGGUUUACUAUUUAAAGGAACAUACUUUAAUAGGAUCAGCUAAUUCCCAAGAUAUCCAGCUCUGUGGAAUGGGAAUUCUGCCUGAACAUUGUAUUAUAGACAUCACACCAGAAGGCCAAGUUAUUCUAACUCCUCAGAAGAAUACCAGGACAUUUGUAAAUGGUUCUUCUGUUGGAAGUCCUAUACAGUUACACCAUGGAGACCGAAUCUUAUGGGGAAACAACCACUUUUUCAGACUCAAUUUGCCUAAAAAGAAAAAGAAACUAGAUAAAGAAGAAGAUGAGGACCAAGAAAAUUCUGUGAAGAAUAGCAGCAGUGCGGAGCAGCUGGAUGUAGAUGGAGACACUUCGAGCGAGGUGUCCAGUGAAAUUAACUUCAAUUAUGAGUAUGCACAAAUGGAAGUGACUAUGAAGGCUCUGGGGAACAAUGAUCCAAUGCAGUCCAUCUUGUACAGCUUGGAGCAACAGCAUGAAGAGGAGAAGCGGUCAGCAUUGGAGCGUCAGAGACUGAUGUAUGAACACGAGCUGGAGCAGCUAAGAAGAAGGCUUUCUCCUGAGAAACAGUCCUACCGUAGUAGUAUGGACAAAUUCCCCUUCCAUUCUCCCAGUGCCCAGCAACGCUUAAGACAGUGGGCAGAAGAGAGAGAAGCAACGCUGAACAACAGCCUGAUGAAACUGAGAGAGCAGAUUGUUAAAGCCAAUCUGUUAGUGAGAGAAGCUAGUUUCAUUGCAGAGGAGCUGGAGAAGAGAACAGAAUAUAAAGUCACCUUACAGAUUCCAGCCUCCAGCCUCGAUGCUAACAGGAAGCGAGGCUCACUUCUCAGUGAACCUGCAAUCCAGGUGAGGAGAAAAGGCAAAGGCAAACAGAUAUGGUCCUUGGAGAAACUGGACAACAGAUUGUUGGACAUGAGGGACCUUUAUCAGGAGUGGAAGGAAUGUGAUGAAGACAGCCCAGUAACAAGGUCUUACUUCAAGCGAGCUGAUCCAUUCUAUGAUGAGCAAGAGAACCAUAGUCUUAUUGGUGUGGCCAAUGUUUUCCUCAGCUCUCUUUUUUAUGAUGUGAAGUUACAAUAUGCUGUGCCAAUCAUCAACCAGAAAGGAGAGGUGGCAGGUCGGCUUCAUGUAGAAGUGGUGCAGAUCAGCGGUGCUAUUGGAGAGCGAAUUGCAGGUGGGGACGACAGUGUGGAUUUUUCAUUUGAUAAGGACACACAGGACCACAAAUUAGUGUGCAUGGUUAAAAUACUUCAAGCUACAGGUUUGCCACAGCAUCUCUCAAAUUUUGUGUUCUGCAAAUACAACUUCUGGGAUCAGGAACCAGUCAUUGUCGCACCUGAAGUAGAUACCUCAUCUUCUGCUGUCGGCAAAGAGCCUCAGUGCAUGGUGGUCUUCGAUCACUGCAAUGAGUUUUCUGUCAACAUCUCUGAAGAUUUUAUUGAAUAUCUUUCUGAAGGGGCUUUGGCAAUUGAAGUGUAUGGCCACAAGAUGAGUGAUCCUCGAAAAAACCCAGCUCUUUGGGAUUUGGGAAUUAUCCAAGCCAAAACACGGAGUCUCCGGGAUAGAUGGAGUGAAGUCACCAGAAAAGUAGAAUUCUGGGUUCAAAUUCUGGAACAGAAUGAAAAUGGAGAAUACUGCCCAGUGGAAGUGAUUCCUGCAAAGGACAUACAGACAGGAGGUAUUUUCCAGCUACGGCAGGGGCAGUCACGACGAAUUCAGGUUGAAGUGAAGUCUGUGCAGGAGUCUGGAACUUUGCCACUAAUGGAGGAAUCUAUAAUGUCUGUUGGUGUAGGAUGUGUAAAAAUAAGACCUCUUCGAUCCCCAAAGACUCAUGAGAUUUUCCAUGAGGAAGAAGAUGACAUGGACAGCUACCAGGAUAGGGAUUUGGAGAGACUACGUCGAAAAUGGCUGAACACGUUAACCAAGCGUCAAGAAUACUUGGACCAACAGCUACAAAAACUUGUCAGUAAGCCUGACAAAACAGAAGACGAUGCUGACAGGGAAGCUCAGCUUCUAGAAAUGAGGUUGACUUUAACUGAGGAAAGGAAUGCCGUCAUGGUCCCAUCUGCUGGCAGUGGUAUCCCUGGCGCUCCAGCAGAAUGGACUCCAGUGCUUGGUAUGGAAACUCAUAUUCCUGUUAUAUUUCUUGACUUGAGUGCUGAUGAUUUCAGCUCCCAGGAUAAUCUUGAUGACCCAGAACCUGCAGGAUGGGAUGCCACUCUCACUGGUGAAGAAGAGGAGGAGUUUUUUGAACUACAGAUUGUAAAACAUCAUGAAGGAGAGGCAAGAGCAGAAGCCUCCUGGGACUCUGCAGUACAUAACUGUCCUCAGCUUAGUAAAGGAGCCACAGCUGAUGAAAGAGUGUUUCUGAUCGUAAGAGUGACAGUCCAGCUCAGCCAUCCUGCUGAAAUGCAGCUGGUGCUCCGUAAACGCAUCUGUGUCAGUGUUCAUGGCCGCCAGGGUUUUGCUCAAAGCCUCCUAAAAAAGAUGUCUCAUCGAAGUUCCAUUCCUGGUUGUGGAGUCACCUUUGAAAUUGUCUCCAAUAUUCCAGAGGAUGCUCAGGGAGCAGAGGAACGAGAAGCAUUAGCAAGAAUGGCAGCUAAUGUUGAAAAUCCGGCCUCAGCAGACUCAGAGGCCUAUAUUGAAAAAUACUUGCGAAGUGUCUUGGCAGUUGAAAACCUCCUCACUUUGGAUCGUCUUCGUCAGGAAGUUGCUGUGAAGGAGCAGCUAACGGGAAAAGGGAAGCUGAAUAGGAGGAGUAUUAGCUCUCCAAACGUGAACCGACUCUCUGGAAGCCGACAAGAUCUUAUUCCAACAUACAGUCUAGGUAGUAACAAGGGUCGGUGGGAAAGUCAACAAGAUGUUUCCCAAUCAGAACAUUCCAGAGGGCUGACUCCGGCUUGUCCAUCUCUGUCUAGUGGUCCCCAGGAUAACCAUUCCCCUGAACCAGGACCUGGUGGCUUAGCAGCCUCCUACUUGAAUCCAGUAAAAUCCUUUGUGCCACAGAUGCCAAAGCUGCUUAAGUCCCUCUUUCCUGUCCGAGAUGAGAAAAAGGGCAGACAGCCAUCUCCUCUUGCACAACAGCCCAUUCCCAGAAUUAUGGUACAGCCUGUGAGCAUGGAUGUCAGCAGGACCAAGACAAAACAGGUUACUCAGGAAGAUGAGCGGAAACAUCUGUCUGAAACUACACCACCAUCUCCUGCCAUUGGGAAGAAUUCUGAUAAAGUCAACAAAAUGCCUUCCCAGCAACUCUUUUCUUCAAAUGUCCAGACACAGGAAACCCCAGAGGGUCCCCCCAGCCCUCUGAGUGAGGCCUCCAGUGGUUACUUCUCCCAUAGUGUCUCAACAGCAACUCUAUCUGAUGCCCUUGUAACAGGCACGGACUCCAGUGUCCAUGCUGGCAGUCAGACCCCAAGCACUCCCUCCAAUCCCCUGUGCCAGGUGACACCCGAAGGCGAUGUUCCCUUACCACCAGUUACUUCAUCCUCAGAGAGUUCUCGUUUGACUCAGAAAGAGAAUUUGACCAAUCCAACAGAGGCACAGGUCCAGCAAGUGGAGAAAAACCAAGGAGGUAGCAGUCGUGUCUUAAAGCCCAAGGGAUCAACCUCCCCUCUCAGUAAGAAUAAGGGCCUGCAAGAUCCCUCUCUUGCCAUUGACACAAAGGGUUUUCUUCCCACUUUUCCCACCCAACAAAAGGGAUCAUCCAGUCAGCUCACAGCAGCAGAGACUGCAUCUGUCACCAAACAACCCUCCAGAGCCAAGGAACACACAGAGCCAGUCCCCAAACCACAGCUGCCCCCUGACUUACUAUCUCAGUCUCCUGCUAUGGCCUCUCCAUUUAAAAUCCAGAAGGUGAGAACUUCAGAGCUAAAAUCAUUCACACAAAUGCUGGGAGACUCUAAUUGUCCCCCCAGUACAAACGAAGACCAGCUGACCUUGGGAGGCCACCACAAUCCAGGAGGAAUAGCCAAGGAAAAGCUGGAGGCGGCAUCUGACUCCGAAGACGCUGAUGAAGUCCCAGACUGGUUAAAAGAGGGAGAGUAUGUCACGGUGGGCACUAACAAAACAGGCAUUGUCAGAUACAUUGGACCAACAGAUUUCCAGGAGGGCACCUGGAUUGGAGUAGAAUUGGAUCUCCCUUCAGGUAAGAAUGAUGGCUCCAUUGGGGGAAAGCAGUAUUUCAAAUGCAAUCCUGGCUACGGUCUCCUCGUGAAGCCAGGCCGCAUCAAGAAAGCCACUGGGCCGGCCCGGAGGCGCAGCGCUGGCCUCAGGCUUCAAGGGGUGACAGCGGAGCAUCGGAAGACUGGGAGCUUGUCAGGUUCAGCCUCUAACUUGGCUUCGUUGACGGCCCUGGCCAAAGCUGAAGGGGGAUCCACGCUGCGAUCGGAGAGGAGCCAGCGGACCACAGAGAACCGGAAAUCUUGGGCCAGUUAAACGGGUCCGGCUAGCUGUGACCCGGGAGGUCCAUCAGAGCAUCUGCUGCUUCCUUUCUAGGCAAACACUAAUGAAGAUUAUGGGAAGGCUUUUCUCUCUACAUCUUCUGACCCUCUUUGAUUACUGCCAUGUAACCUCAUGGCCCUUCCUGGUGACAGAGCUGCCAUAUGGUUAAUCUGCCUGUAAAUCUGUAGCAUCACCCAGGCUUGAGGGAUUGGAGCUUCCUGGUGGGAGCUCAGACAGGAGCAUUGCAAGAAGCAUGAAUGGUUUGACUCAUCUGUCCUUCCUGGAAUGGAAGUGUACUUGACUUAUCCCCAGGUUUGUGGUAGGCUUCAGGAGCUAUUUUUCCUGAAUCCAGCUAAAAGCCAGGAGAAGAGGGAAGCCUUUCUUUCCGAAGAACAGGGUGGAAAGGCUCUGGGAGGUGCCUGAAAUGUGCAGUAGCCCCUCUUCUGCCCGGCUGUUUGCUCAGACAACAGCCCCAGGCUCUUCUCGAGCCCUGCUCUUACUGGGGCUGUUGGUUAUACUUUCCUUCUAAUUUUCUGACGAUUCCAUUAACCUCUUCUUUUUAAGUAUAAUGAAAACUGAGGGCUCCUUUGCCUGCCCCAAAGUAUGACCUUUUUCAUGCUGGCCUGAGAUCUCGAGGCUCCUAUCCUGUCCGCAGGCCUGGGUCGUUGAGUCCUUUCUGAGAUCGUUCCUUCCUUUUCCCCCACCCCGAAAAAAGGCUUUCCAAAACAGUGCAUCCCUGGGUGGGAGUUCUUUGUUUUCUGUGAGUAGCUUCACACCCCACAGGGCCUAACCCCUCACCCCUUUCUCCUUUACUUUCUUUUACAGGGUAUAUAGUUUGAAAAGAACGUCUUUGCCUUAAACCUGGAAGACUGUUUUAUUUCCCAUUGAUGCCCUUAACAGAGUGUUCAGAUAGUAUUUAUUUGUAUUUAUUGUUUUUUUUUUUUAAUCCUAAAUAAUGUGCAAGCUACAAUCUUUCACAGACUUCCGUAGACCUGAGUGCCUUCACUUCGUUUGUGCACAGAGCCUGGUUGGGGCCUCCUAGGGGGUACACAGCCUUGUCCAGAAGGGUCUGCCUACUCAUGACAGUCUGGGGGGGGGUGGGGAGGUGGACGGUAGGGUUCUUCUGACUGUUCUUUCAUUUUCAGACACACAAGUGGCCUUAUUCAAAUGAAAUGGAAACAAAAAUAAUUUCACAAAAUUCUAUACACUGAAUAACUUUGAUGUUUUUUGUUUUAGUCACCGGGGGAGGGGUGGGGGUGAGGUAAGAGGACAAGCUUUCUACUACUGUGUUGGUGGUUCUUUGUUCCUGGGACAGUCCAGAAGCCAGGUGAUUGACUCCAGGCACCCUGGGUCCUGCCAUUACCCAGUCCUAAUGACUCCCAGGGCUGACCUUGCUAUUGUGCGUGUGCGUGCGUGUGCGCGUGUGUGUUCCUGUAUGGAUAUCUCUAGGGGGAUCCUUAAACUGGUGCUAAAUUUUAGGGAGUCUCUAGUCUUGUAUGGGGAAAAAGGCUUGAUUUUCACUAAGCUAACUGAAAAUUAGCAUUCCUUUCAGUCAUGAAUGUAGGCAGCAGAACAUCCUGAGCAUAGGCCUGGGGUUGCCACCCAAGUGCUGGGCAGGAUGAUGCCACAGAGGUUAAGACUGCCUGUUCUGUAGUCAUCUGCCGUGAGACUUCUUGGUCUACGUCCCAGAGGCUGGAGGCCUGGAAGGGAUUCUGAGCACUUACCUGACCUGGGCACAGCCUGCCCUUAAACUGUCCUGGACUGCUCAGAAUCUCUUUUCCUUAAAGACUUCAUCUCUGACCAGUAUCAUCUUUUCUGUUCCCGCCCUUAGCUAAGGGCUGGGGCAGAGCUGUUCCCAGAGGAAGCUAGCAAUGAAAGGAAGGAGGGAAGGCCAUUCCACAGACGAAGGAAUCGGGGGCUCGGAUGUUUGAAUGCCUGCCUAUAAAUGGGAUCAACAGGGCACACGUUAAGCAGCAAGAGGAAAAGCAGCAUGUUUUAGAUGCCCCAGGAGUGCGGCAGCUAAGCAAUUCUCUAACCUUUGUAUCUUCCCCAGAGCUGGAUGUUAAGUUCAUAUUAAUCAGUGUUUGGUAAGUUGAAUUAAUGAAUAGUUGAUUCUAAAAUAGCAGUACUUACAUUAUCUGUCCUCCCCCCUCAAGAGCCUUUAACAUAAUGAGUGUGCAAGAAACAUUUGUCUAUUCAAUCUCAUUUGUACAUUCCCCUUAUAAUCAUGCAAUUGGUUCUUGUGUUUGUAAGGCCCUGGUAAGCAUCUCACUGGGAAACGUCAGGGACUCCCAGGGAAUUUAAAGUUGCCCCUGAGUAGGGAUGGUAAAAGUUAUCAGUGUCCCUGCACGGCUGUUGGGUUCUUCCUAGUGGAUUCUGCAGAGGCAUCUAUAGUGGGGUCAGUGGAUUGGAAUUAAAAGAAAACUUGGCUGUAAUCUGAGUUCUGUCAUCAGUGUGGAACAGAGGGAAACAGUACCAUCCUUCGAGUCAGGACCUGCGUUUGAAUCCCAGUUGUGGUGUUUAUUGCCUGGGUGACCUUGGACAAAUCAUUCUGUCUUCCUUAGUUUCCUUUUUCGUGUGAACUGAGAGGGUUGUACUAGAUGAUCUCUGCUGCUUCUUUCUGCUCUAAAGCUGUGACCCUGAGUCCCUUUCGCUUUUUUUUGUCUCAGUUUCAUUGUCUGUAAAAUAAUGAGGUUGGACGACAGGCCCCUGAAGGUUCUCUCUGGUUACAAACCCUCUGAUCAUCUGUGCGAUGAAUGCCUCAUAGAAACAAAGGGAAAGGAUGUUCAGCAAGGGAACCUGGGGGAGCCGCCCCCUCCUGGGAUUUAGUUUUCAGGGGAGAGGGGAGAAAUUAUCACUGGCACUCACAGUCCAGACACUGGUUAAAUAGCUGGGUGAUGCCCUGUGAAGAAGCUUAAGAUUAAUUAACUUCCAUUAAUUAAAAUCCUAGUAAUUGCUUGCAACGCUGCCUUAAAUUAGACUUCUUUAACAAUCAACUGUUUUCCAAGUGGUUUGCCUUUUUCUACUCCUAAUCCCCCUAAGUUAGGUACUGUUGGGCUGAGGAGGGUGUAAACAUUUGUACAAAAGAGUCUUAAACACAAAACUUCAGGCUGAGAUUGUCCAGAUCACGAGAUCAGAUGUCUGGCUUCCCUGGCUUUCUCCUACUGGAGAUCCUGGUGUUCCCUGUGGUAGACAAGGUGGUGCACGUCCCUUCUUUUUCUCUGAGCAUCCCUCAUCCACUCAGGGCUCUUGUUCACACCACAGCAAACUUGGAUAACACAGGUUGUUCCAGCUUUGAUCCAGGAAGAACACCGACUGGCUGCCAGAUGGCUCUGAGCUUCAUCUUGGCAGCAUCCAGGGAGGGGAACAAAAGGUGUCCUAGGGUAUUAAACCUGAAGGGGAACGUAGAGACCUUCUGAUCCAGACCUCUCAUUUUACAGAUAAGGAAACUGAGACCCAGAAAGGGCAGGUGAGAUAUCAGAGCCUGGUGUCAGAACCAAGACUGGAAGCCAGGCCUUCAGCAGCAGCUUCUGACGAGCACACUCUGCCUUAUCACUAGUGCUGUGGCCACUUGUAGACUCCGUAGGAAACCCACCCCAAAUUUCCAUCACAAGUUUAUACAAGGCCCAAGGUCUCUUUUCUACCUCUUAUUCAGAGGGGCAGCAUUCUGUGGAGAUGUCACAGGAACAGGACCCUGGCCGUGGUGGCGGGUCUCUGCUCGUUUCCUGCUUGCCCAGCCCAUGGAGUUCAGUUUUCCUUUUCCUAAGCAUGUUAGACCCUGUCUUUGAGCCUGCAGCUUCUCUGAAAAAGGAGAUCCUGUACAGCCCCCACAGGGAGGGGCCGAGGUCUUUUCCCCUUCUGUGUUGGCCCUGCUGACCCCUGUGCCGCUGCUUGGUGUGUGAGCUGGGGGGGCCGAUUCUCAGCAUCUUCUGGGAUCGAGUGGCCCGAGAGGGCCCUGUUUGUUUGCAGUGUUACAGCUUAUAGCAAGGCACUCAUUUUUAUUCCUUCCUGUCAUCAGCUCUCAGUUUGGGGACGCCUGCUGGGCCUGUGGCGGUGAAUACGCUGUUGUCACUUCUGUGUCCCGAUUUUCCACUUAACCUUCUCACCACUGAAGUCAUUUUUGAAAUCUCUUUUUGGGUCGAGAUUCUUCUUUAUUUCCAUCAAUAAAACCGAUGACAGUUUAAGUCCAGGCCAGGGGAGUGGGGGAAGCCCAAGCCCUGUAGGGACCAACCCCAAUCCCCCACCUCAGCCUUAUGACUCUGGAAGUAAAGGUUCUUUGGGCUACCAAGUCACAUACCGAACUCUUCAGAGAAACAGCCCCAUGGAAACCAAAGGUUGUGGCAGUAUUUGUGCCUCUUGCUUGUUUUUUGUUUUUCCAUGUUGUCCUUCUUUCAUGCCUGUCAGUCAAACGAAGCAGCAGAAGCAACAACCAUAGGACUGGCUCGAGGAAAGGGGCUUCAAAGAGUCAGGUCGUCUGCUGUCACCUCAUCCAAUUAAAACUAGCCUGAUUCUAAUGAAAUUAGUGACCCGAGUGGCUUUGUACGGAGGCAUGCUGGACAGUAGCAAAUUGGUCCAGAAUCCCGGUGCCGCGCCCCCCCCCCCCCCCCGCAUGCCCUUUGGCUUCAGGGAUGGCAUCAUUGUCCCUUACCCUCAGGGAGCAAAGCCGGAGUUUCUUUACCUUUGUGACAGCUCCAGGCUUCUGCCCUGCCCCCCCCCCUUGCUUUUUUCCCUCUUUAAAAUCUUGUUUCCAUGGUCCUCACUCUUACUUGGAAAAUCCUUUCUUGCCCUUUGGCCUUAAAGCACCCACAUCUGGACGUUCCACAGUGCUCGGACUCGGCUGCCUCAACAUUCCAUCAAGUGGGAUUCUUGACCUUAGAACCUGCAAGCAGGCUGCUCAGCUGAACCAUAGGCUUAGACCAGCUAAUAUUCACUUAAACUCUAGCUUCUUGGGUGGGAUUUUCACGUACUUUACACGGGAAAAGACAUCUCCUUCAUAGAAAUUUCUACAACUGAUAUCCUCAAUGUCAGUCUAAGCUAGAGUUUUCUGUCCUUGGCCAGAAUCUCCAAGGACAAUUGCACAUUGCUUGAGAUCAAGCGUAUUUGUGUGAUGGGGCUGCUUUAUACAGACAGUCUCAGAAUGCGUUCGUGGAAGUAAUUCUGUGUACUUCUGAUUGGCCUGUUACACAAUGAAAGUUAAAGUGACAUUUCAUAUUCUAUAAGUGAGGUGGAAUGUGUGAGUCUGAGCUCUUUCUAUGAGAGAUUGGUCCAAAUACACACUGGUAGGUAUCUUGUACAGCCUUUGGCUUCUCAAAAAUUAGUGCAGCCAAGGCCAAGCUGACUCAGUGGAGCCCUGCUUACAAAAGUGGUGUGUUAUUUUAGCCCUUUGUACGAUGUGGUUUCCAUAGAUGCAUCUCCAGAAAGUGUGACAUGGUUUUGGAGUGUCGCUAGUGUAUUGAAUCCUUGGGGCAGACCCUUGACUUCCUUCACUGCUUUGACCCCAGAGCUCUUGCACUAACAUCCAUGCCUUUCAAAGUGCCUUGUCCCUGGGACAGUCUCCACUGAAUCAAGGGAGGGAAAUUCAAAAUGAGCCCCAAAUAUGUGUGUCUUCCAAGUGAUUUCUCCGUGAGGCGGACAGCUCAAGCACUAAGACCCAACGUCAGCCCAUUUCACUGGGUUCUGAAAAAAUGGUAUGAUUGACUUUUUGUUUUCUGGGUUCAGAAAUACCACAAACUCACUAUCAGAUCUCUAAUUGUGCCUGGAAGUGUUGGGAAGUUUUAUUGGGAGAAUGGGGCAAAAAGAGUGCCUGGGGAUGUCCUGGGGCUCCUGUCCUUUGGGAAGAAGGUUUGUAGAGCGGACUUGAUAGUAAUGUACUAUGUACUGUGUGCGUGUGUGUGUGUGUGUGUGUGUGUGUGUGUGUGUAUCCAUGUCCACUCAUGUUUUUAGUCCAUGGUGUGUGCCCAUUUUUUUUUUAAUGUACACAUUAUAAGGAAGUGUAAGGUUGGAAAUGUUCAAAGCCUUUCCUCAGGUUUUUUGCAGUUGUCUUAGAUUGAAUUUACUUUUAGCAGGCAAGGAUGGGGCAAUAUAGACAACUUGGUACUUCUCAGAGAAGGAAAUGGGAAGUGAGUGUCUACAUUCACUCUAAUACAUUCACUACAUACUCAGGUUUCAUGAGGGGAGUUUUAAAGCCGGCAUGAAGACCGGCAGUUAGGCAGAAGGUGAGCAGGGAGAAUAGAAGAGCCCUACCAGAGGGGUGUAGGGGUUACUGAGACUCUGGUGCCUUUGCAGAACUUGGAUAUGGUGACCUGCAUGUCCUUUUCAUACAAGUAAUGCCAUACUAACUCUCCAUGUUUUCUUCCUCCUGUGUGAAUGGGCCACAUGUUCUUCUCCACUUACAUUCUCAUACAUUCUUUUGGCUUCCCAGUCCGAGACCAUGUCCGUUGCCAUGACUAAACAAUCCUAGUUGCUUCUACUCUCUUGGUCCCUAAUAUCCUGCCUCCAGAUGGGCCCCUGAGGUGUGUAGAUCCUGCCUCCAAAUAGGCCCCUGAGGUGUGUAGACAGGCUUUGAGCUGUCAGUAUUGGCCCCCCACUUGACAUUUGGCACCGUCCCCUGCAUCCAUGCAGUAGCCAGGCCUGGCAGCCACUUGGAGCACCUUCUCUCUUGGAGUACUGUCAAGCCAGGGCAAGUUUAAGAUCAAGUUCUUCGUUGGGUUUACUCUGCACAAAUAAAAAUGUACCCAAACAGGAAAUGUGUGCUCAGACAUGGGCUAGUUUCUGAAAGUCCCAAUAUUACCAGUUCACUUUAGGCACGGGUGGGGUUGGAUCUGAGGAGCUGUACCCUGCGCUCCCUGUUUUUUAUCCUGAAGACACUGAUUUGAUUGGAAUUGAGAUUAUCAGUUUUUACACAGUGGUCCAUGAUGCCUUCUUCUUUUGUUACUGACACUAAUUGUAAUUGACUGUGUUGGGAGAAGCUUGUGCAUCAUCUUUCUCGUGGUGGGUUUUUGUAAAUGUGGUAGGUUUGUUGUAUAUAGAGAAGGGCUCUUCAGAUUCGGGCUUGUGUGGAUUUUGUAUGUAUCAACUGAGAGUUAAUAAUCCAAAGACAAUGUAAUGAAUUGUAAAAAUUUUAAUGAUUUAUACUGUAUAAUAAACUAAACUAUUGUAAUAUUGUAUCAUAUACAUCAUGUGACCAACAGCAUCUAAAUAAAAUCAAAAUGAUUCUUUGGCCGUGUCUAAGAA
Phascolarctos cinereus (koala) is the source of this 13114-nucleotide messenger RNA. RefSeq names its product kinesin family member 13B (gene KIF13B). Gene Ontology annotation, molecular function: microtubule binding; ATP binding; microtubule motor activity. NCBI's taxonomy places the organism in Eukaryota, Metazoa, Chordata, Mammalia, Diprotodontia, Phascolarctidae. Gene Ontology annotation, biological process: microtubule-based movement. The record is from RefSeq and is a predicted model, not a curated record.